UUCAGUCCUGCCCCUCUUGGCAUGUCGCACUCUUCCUCCGGCCGCUCACAGCGUCGACGUCUUGAGCUGUCGCCGCCUGCACGCUCGCGUGCCGCCUCCUCGUCGUCCUCGUCAUCUUCGUCGUCGUCGUCCUCCUCGUCGUCGCCUUCAGUGCACGGCGAGGCUUAUCCCUUUGGCGGCCCUUUAGAGCGAUGGAGCGAGGAUCUCAAGGCUGUCUGGAUCCGCGCCAUUGCAGAGCAUUCCGGACCUGCCUGCUGGUUUGCUCAUCCGUGGAGGCGAACGAUGACCCCGGGCGACGGGCCAAAAUUGGCGCACUGCGCACGCAAAGCCUGGCGUCGCUGCCCUCGCUCGCUCGAGUGUGUACGGCGCGAUGCUCAUGACCUGCGCGACGAGUUCUUCGCCUUCAAAGAGCAGGUGCCCGCGCAUCUCUUCGGCACGCCAUGCGCCGGCUGGCCAGCACACCUUCUCGAUCAUCUGCCGUCGUGGUGGGAGGAGUACUACCGCCUCCUCUACCUGCCGCACAGCGCCGAUCAGGACGUCAAGCUCGAGCGCGGCUCGCAGGGCUCGAGGCGCAGCAGCGGCCAUGCCUUCAACAUGCACCAAGGCUUCUCUCUGGCGGGGCGCGGAAUCGAGAGCGAGCCGUUCUUGGUGGAGGACUCCGAGGAGGAUCACGCCAACUCGGACUACGAGAUGGACGAGGUGGACACAAGCUCGGAUCCGGGAGAAGAGGAAGAGUAAGAAGAGCAGAACGCAUCGCCAAGCCCUGCUCC
Messenger RNA from Tilletiopsis washingtonensis, 770 nucleotides. RefSeq lists its product as hypothetical. The transcript has a single exon. Bases 22 to 738 code for a protein of 238 amino acids. The record is from RefSeq and is a predicted model, not a curated record. Lineage: Eukaryota; Fungi; Basidiomycota; Exobasidiomycetes; Entylomatales.